CUGGUUGAUAAACUCUGAUCCAACGUAGGCCUUUUCUUUUCUGUCUUCCAUCCUUCCCUUCUAAACAAGCGUGCCACACUCUGGGCUGUGUCCGCGCGUGCCUGUUUGGCGUGGCUAGUUCAAGUCGUCAUGGGCUCCUCUUGUCACCAUCCAUCAUCCGUUGGAAGGUUUCGCCCCAGCGCUGAUCGGUGAUGUAAAUUCCGGUGCCAUGUGGUGGUGUUGCGUGUGAUGGAGUGGAGACGCAAAGGAGACGCUCGAGUUGCUGGUGGUGUUGGUGGUAAUGGUGGUGGUAAUGGUGGUGGUGGUGGUGGUGAUGAUGUCGCCGGUCGCCGUCACGCUUUUCCUCCGCCUAGAUUGGCAUGGAAUAAUGAUUAGAAAGUUCCAUGGAAGACUUCAUAUUGUACGGUAUAGUGCAUACACGCAGUACUUUGUCGCUUGCCUGCAUGCAUCCUUCCUGAAACUGAAACCGAUCGACAGCCCAUUUGCUGUUGGCUCCUUCUUACAUCCUGCGACUUGCGCAUGCUGUCUUUCCCGCCGGAUUUUCAAACGCGCUGAGAUCGAUCGUCGAAGCAAUACAGCUCGGCGUGGAGAGUGUGUGUGGCUCAUGAGAGGCAGCCUUACAGACAUCGGAUCUUGUGAUUUGCCGCCUGGCAAAGCCGAUCUUGACAGCUGUGUACCCUCUGUGCACCUGCGAUCGGCUGGUUGGACCACGCCAUGGACGUCGAUCGUAUGAACAAGAUCUGGGCCACAUCCGGUCUGCAAGCGAGGAGCCCGACAUCAUUACAAGACUCGAUGCUUCGAGCUUGUUUGCAGGACCGCAGUCUACAGAACGGAUCUGCAGCUCCUUUUCUGACUUUGGACGACGU
Dissoconium aciculare CBS 342.82 is the source of this 866-nucleotide messenger RNA. RefSeq lists its product as uncharacterized. The transcript has 3 exons. The record is from RefSeq and is a predicted model, not a curated record. Lineage: Eukaryota; Fungi; Ascomycota; Dothideomycetes; Mycosphaerellales; Dissoconiaceae. The coding region runs from base 281 to 733 and encodes 150 amino acids.